AUGCCUACCAUCCCACCCACAAUAGAGAUGACAAUCACACAAACAUCCACAAUAAAUAAGGCUACAAGCUUGCUCAAGCGCAGCGGUCUGAGCAACCCGGACAAAUACUCCCUCUACAUUUUCCUCAUCAUCGCCGGAUGCAUUGUAGGAGGACUCAUCGGGUUCAGUAUAUACACUAUGUACCACGGCCUUGACGAAACAGGUUAUGUGAAGGACGUGCCAUACGAGCAACGAAAAUACAUGCGCGAGACCAGGCAGCGGUAUUUGAACAUGUUGGCUCUUGAGGCGAGGAGACCUGAUAUGAUUGUUCCUAUCAGGGAAGUGGAUGCUUGA
Penicillium hordei is the source of this 333-nucleotide messenger RNA. RefSeq lists its product as uncharacterized. Bases 1 to 333 code for a protein of 110 amino acids. NCBI's taxonomy places the organism in Eukaryota, Fungi, Ascomycota, Eurotiomycetes, Eurotiales, Aspergillaceae. The record is from RefSeq and is a predicted model, not a curated record. The transcript has a single exon.